Molecule: messenger RNA, 2647 nt
Organism: Poecilia reticulata (guppy)
Lineage: Eukaryota; Metazoa; Chordata; Actinopteri; Cyprinodontiformes; Poeciliidae
Product: retinol dehydrogenase 8
Biological process (GO): estrogen biosynthetic process
Cellular component (GO): cytoplasm; cytosol
Molecular function (GO): estradiol 17-beta-dehydrogenase [NAD(P)+] activity
Source: RefSeq, a predicted model, not a curated record
UGUAGUUGGAGUAAACCGAAAAACUACAACUCCCAUAAUACAUGAGCCGCUUGAGUAAUCCCCGAGACUUUAGCUGCCUGUCCCGACGUUUGAGACUUCGUUAUGUUUGUUCAGUGUUUUCGCAGAAAUUCAUCGAUGCACUGUUGACAAACUGUUUUCCACGUCAGUGAGGACCAAACAACUCGCUCCGCAGGUGGGUACCGUGUGGCAAACAAACACACCUGCCUCAAUAUAGAGUCUUUUGUAAAGAUUUAGCAGAUAGUGACCUUGGUGUAAUUUAAGAUUAUGCAUAGAUCAUUGAGUGGCAGGUCUUAAAUAUUGUGCUUUUAUAAAUGUCAGAAAGAAGUAGCUUUUCUACUUCUUGUUUGCAGGUCUUUUUCCUCUAGAUUCAGUUUAAAACCUAUACAGYAUGACUAAAAUAGUUGUUGUUUUUUUAAUUCUAUUGUUAACUAUGUUAUGUAGAUGACUGCAGCAGGUUCAGAURAGUGAAAUCAAAAAUCUAGAGGGGUACUCAGAAUCAUUAGAUAAAAUCUGAACUGGAAUAUUCUUCAAUUGUAGAAGAUUUUAAACACCUUGUGGUAAAACCUUUCUCAGAUAAAUUUAGAUUGUGAUAGGAAUAAUAUAAAYUGUACCAUUAGAACGUCUUUAAAAUCAGAAAGAAAAUCCGUGUCUGUGAUUUAAAAAAAAUGUAUUGUCUUAUUUCAAAGAACAGCUAUUUAUUUCACAAUAAACUAURUUUUAAACUGUCAUUAUGCAGUAUACUAUAUUCCUUUGUAGAUAUGACCUAUUUCUGUCCUGUACCAUAUUUAAUCCCAUUACAACUAAAAAUACAGCUUUUCCCUUUUGAAGAAAAACAUUUUAGGAUUUCUUCUCAAGGUAAUUAUAUACAGCAUAAUAAUCAUGUUGUUAUGGACAUUUUGUAACUACUGUAAUUUCAAAUUGGAUGAUAGUUCUUCAGUUUUUACUUUAAAAACUACUAUUGCUAUUUGAAUGAGUUUGCUUUUCUUUUGUUUGUUUACCUCAACUCACUUUCUGGUCUUUUUUUAUAUGAAAGGGGUUAUUGACUUGACCUGUGGCAUCCUUAUAGCCGUAUUAUGCAACUAUUUAGAUAUAUUAGAUAUUAUAUAGGAAUAGUGAUUGAUACACUUAAAAUGUACUAUGCAAACAUGGCAGUGGCAGACCGACUCACUUUGAGCACAGGGAAAACACCAUUAGAUUUAAGUAAAUGUGGCUUAUCACACCUUGAAACACAAGAAASCCAUAAUAGUGUAGAAAAGAUAUUUGAGCUUUUUUUUAAAAAUUAUURUUAUUAUAGUCCACUAGUAAGUCUUGAGGUCGACACCAUGGGGAGCAGGAGAGUUCUGGUUACUGGUUGCUCCUCUGGUAUUGGCUUGGCUGUGGCAGUACGCUUGGCCAAGGAUGAGACCAAACGGUUUAAAGUAGUUGCCACAAUGAGGGAUCUUGAGAAACGUGGCCCUUUGGAAAAAGCAGCAGGUGAUUUAUUAAAUAAAACCCUGGUGAUCCAAAGGUUGGAUGCCUGCUGUGAAGAAUCCAUCAAAGAGUGCAUCAACAGCAUCCCCAACCGACAAGUGGAUGUCCUCGUGAACAAUGCGGGCAUUGGCAUGAUUGGACCACUGGAGUGCCAAAGUAUUACCUCAGUGAAAGAGCUCUUUGAAGUCAACUUCUUUGGCCUGGUGCGAUUGGUGAAAGAGGUGCUGCCAGACAUGAAGCAAAGACARAGUGGCCACAUCGUGGUGAUGAGCAGUGUCAUGGGAAUACAAGGACUUCUGUUCAACGACGUCUACUCUGCGUCCAAGUUUGCUGUGGAAGGAUUUUGUGAAAGUCUGGCAGUGCAAGCAAUGAAAUUCRACAUCAAGACUACACUGGUGGAACCUGGUCCUGUGAUGACAGAGUUUGAAAGAAAAGUGUAUGAGGACGCAGAGAACACGGAUCUGUCUGAGACAGAUGAGGAGACGGYCAGGAUCUUCCGUGACAUUUAUCUUCCAUACUCUAGAAAGGUCUUCGCAACUUUAGGCCAGACACCAGAGGAUGUGGCUGAGCAAACACAUGAAGUGAUUACAGCCAAGGAGCCUCCUCUACGGCACCAGACCAACCGACUGUACAUGCCCAUGACUGCACUAAAGCAUGCAGAUCCCACUGGCAGACUACCUCUGGAAGCUUUCGAUAAAAUGAUCUUUAAACAUGACGCUGUUUUUAAUGCCACAUUGGGGAUUCUGCGCAUGAUGAAUCGGAGGAAGGGGAACAAAUAAUCAUUUAAUGGAAGUAGAUGCAAUAGUUGAUUAGGACUACUGCAGUUAUUCUUUUUUAUGUUUAACAUUCAACUUCUACAUUUCUGACCAGUUGUAAAAAAAAAAAAUAGAUCUUUUAUUAGCUUUGUUACCCUUUAAAAGAGGAUUUAAUGAUUUUUCUUUUUUGAAGAUAUAGACUAGAUGUAUGUGAUCCUUUAAAUUUAUUAGUUUGAUUUUGGUCAUUAGAAACUCAGAUGUUUUUUUUUUUCCCUUAACCCUUCAAACCCUGAUAGAAGAAAUUGUUCUAUACUUUUUAAAACUGUACUGUCUAUUAUAUGCUUUUGCCAAAUUGCAUCUAUUAAAAUAUUCCUAUUUUAUGUUAUUGCAUUGAUAAAUUA